UCCAGAAUUCGAAAUAAGGUCUCGUUAGCCAGGAAAAUUAUUGUCCGGCAACAACUGAGAUUUUGAGCUUUGAAGAAGCAACUGUUGGUUUUCCAGUUGCAGUUCUGUUGAGAGUGUUGCGGGUGAUUCUGGUGGACUAAUCGAUUCGAAUCCUACCAUACCUUAAAGGUUCUCGGAUCGACCAAAAACGCUUUUAAUCAGUAAAUCAGGUUUUAUUAGACUGUUAUUCAAGGUGAAGAAGUAAUCAUGUCGAGGAAAAACAAGGCACCAGAUAUCCAUGUUAGAAGUGGGGUGCUGUCCUGUUUCAACUACAAGAAGAAGAGUCUGCUUCAGAAGGAAGCGUACGAGUUGUCACCGAUAUACUGGAAAUGCUUCCGCCACGGCACCACCGGAAAUGUCCUCCUGCAGGGGUAUCGGAGUGAGGUGUCCCACAAGGACAAACCUCGUGUUUCCAUGGUCGUCAGUGGCUGUACCACUGAACUCCUUCCACCUCUACUCAAGUCUAAAGGCAUCGACUACCCGGGGAACGAUAACUACCUGGGUAUCCAGACCGCGGAAGACAAGAUUGUGUUUCUGAAAGCAGAAGGGAGAUCCCAGCGCGACCUUUGGUAUAAAGACAUCUUGGAAGCACUAGGCGACAAUCCGGGUAAAACGAGUACGAAGGCGAUGACGUCGAUAAUCGAACAACAUUCGACCAAACAGGAGAGACCUCCGAUGCCGUCUUUGGAUGAUAAGAUCGACAAUGACAAUCGUUCCUUAAGUACCAAAGCACAAGCUCCCCGGCCAGGUCAAUCUGAUGUGUACCAUGUACCCUAUGAGGAUUACGAACCAAUGCGUUGCUCUGUUUCUACCGACGACGAUGGAAUAUCUUGGCCCGGUACCAAGCCGUCGCCAUCAACGAGCACAAAACAUGCUUCUCCCAUCAUCUCAGAUGCCGGGGAUGAAGAUGCAUUUGUUUCCGAGCCUGGCGAUAUCGAUGACGAUGGAUACAUCUUUCCCACCAAUCUGGCUAUGAAGAUCAAUGACGUCCACUCUGAAGGGGUCGAAGAGCCACCGUCGGCUGAAACUUUGCAUUCUUCUGCCAAAACAUCACCUUUACAUGGUCCCCGCCUGCCCGAAGCAAAGCCGGUACCGGUGCUACCGGUAACUACAGAGGAUCGGCCAGCCAUUUCGUCCGACUUCAUCGAAAGCCUGAAACAAGCCCAAGAGAGCAAGUCCCGUCCUGCAGACAGUUCACCUGAGAAACCCCGCUAUACCCCUUUAGCUCGACGGACCAAGCCCCCACCAAUCCCAGACAGUCUCCCGAAGGUAGUGAUGCCCAAGGACCUCAAGCAACCAACACCUGAAAUGAAAAGUGCUACAGAGGAGACAGUAUCGCCACCGGUGAAGACACCGUUAAAGGUGCCGGAGGGGGAACAGUGUAGGAAGUCUCGCCGGAAGCCUUUGAAGAUGCCACCUCCAUUGCCUGCUGGAGGGAAUUUAAAGCCCAAGGCCUUUCUAGGGAAUAGCAUCAGCGAUCGGCAGGAAACCUUACCGCAGUUGCCACCAUUCCCCCAGACUAGGAUUCGGCCUAACCAAGGAGACUCCAAUACAAGCUCUUCAGAGACAUCACCUGUCAAACAACCUGUUGCUGAAGCUAAUGAGAAAGUCUAUCAGCUAGUUAGGAGCUUCCGAAGUACACAGAUGUCUCCUGAUGCAAAGUCUAUUGAGAUUUCCAAAGAUCUUUUAGAAGAAAAGGAAUCAUUAUCAGUUACCCUGGUCAAGAGUAUGGUUUACAUCAGUGGAUUUCGGGGUGAGCUAUGUACGACGGAGCUCCUGAUUGGAGAUGAAGUUCAUAAGAUCAAUGGACAGGCUGUCACCUCGGCAGAAGAUACACACAAAUACAUUCAUGAUCACGAUGGGGAUACGGUAACUUUCUCAAUCAAGAAAAUCCCUCACGGUGUGCUGAGCUUCAUCUCAAGAGCGCAGGAACCGUCUCCAGAUCUCAAAAAGCUUGGGCUGACUCUGUCAGGUAACGAAAUUACGAAGUUCGAUUCGGAAGGACUGGUGGCACGAAGUGGUAUCCCUUCUCGGCAAGUUGUCCCUGGUAUCACAAACGGUGGAGAAUUGGUCAACUGGGCACUCACACAGAUAAAUAUGAUACCAAUCUCGGCGAAUGUCACCCCUGCCCAAGUGGAAGACAUUUUAUCCGACUCUGGCAACAAUUUAGCUCUUGUCUUUCAUCCCACUGAUUUCGCAGCAGCCCUCGUACAAUGAUAUCGACUUCAACUGCAGACUAUGAUGACGACGACGAUCAUAAGUCUUAUUUAGGAGUGGAUUCUUUCGGGAUGGGGGGGG
Messenger RNA from Lytechinus variegatus (green sea urchin), 2337 nucleotides. RefSeq lists its product as uncharacterized. The coding region runs from base 247 to 2256 and encodes 669 amino acids. Lineage: Eukaryota; Metazoa; Echinodermata; Echinoidea; Temnopleuroida; Toxopneustidae. The transcript has 9 exons. The record is from RefSeq and is a predicted model, not a curated record.